This is a messenger RNA of Cicer arietinum (chickpea), 4059 nucleotides long. Lineage: Eukaryota; Viridiplantae; Streptophyta; Magnoliopsida; Fabales; Fabaceae. The record is from RefSeq and is a predicted model, not a curated record.
AGCGCGCCAAUAUCUCACUCCCUUUCCUUCUGCGAAACUUUCGCAUCUUCUCUUUCUCUCUCUCAAUUGCUCAGAAACUCAUCACACACUUGUUCAUGCAAAUUUCACAUACCCAUUUACCAACUUUCAAUCUUUUUCAGAUUCGGAUGACAAAUCUUCUUCUAGGUCAUUCUCAGAUUCUGGGUUUGAGGCAUUUUGUUUAGGAAAUAUUUCAUCUUGAGGUUUUUGGAGAGUUUGAUGAGAGGCCCAAGUAGAAAGCAUGACGCUUGAGCUUUGUCUUCUUCAGUGGUUUCCUUACAAUUUCUUUCAGAUGGAAUGGCAGAUCUUUCUAGUUAUGGGAAUCCUGAACGUGAUAUUGAGCAAGUAUUCAUUACUUUAAAAAGGGGCACUCAGUUUGUUAAGUACAGUCGAAAAGGGAAGCCAAAACUUUGUAAUUUCAGGCUUUCACAGGAUGAAACAUCACUGAUUUGGAUUUCUCAUGGAAAGGAAAAGAAUCUGAAAUUGUCGUCAGUUUUGCGCAUCAUCUCAGGACAGAGAACAGCUGUCUUUAGACGAUAUUUGCGUCCUGAAAAGGAUUAUCUAUCGUUUUCACUUAUUUAUAAGAAAGGCGAACGGUCGCUUGAUCUGAUUUGCAAGGAUACAACUGAGGUUGAGGUAUGGCUUUUGGGCCUUAACGCAUUAAUUUCUACUGGACAGCUUAGAAAGAGGCGCUCUGGAAGUGAUUUAACAGAUGAUAGUGUUGAAUUUACUCCGAAUGAUCGUCCUUUUGGUGGAGCACUAGAGUUUACUUCAAGUAUUUCCCGAGGCAGGUUUUCUUUUGAAUCAGUUACUCGUGAAUCCACAUCGAGUAGAGGAAGAUCAGAUGUGGGGUCAGAUCGAGCAAGUAUGCCAAUAAGGACGAGUGUUGGAGAUGGUUCCCGUGUCAGUGUUUCAAGUAUCGGCUAUGCUAGUAGCGCAGGAUCAGGACCAGAUGACAUAGAGUCUCUAGGUGAUGUUUUCAUAUGGGGAGAGGUUUGGGCCGACAGCAAUUCCUCUGAUGCGUUAGGGAGUCAAGUCGCUUCGAAGACUGAUGUGUUGAUUCCUAAGCCAUUAGAGUCUGACGUUGUUCUUGAUGUUCAUCAGAUAGAACCCGGCGUAAGCCACAUCGCUCUAGUGACGAGGCAAGGAGAGGUUUUUACCUGGGGAGAGGACUCUGGUGGAAGACUCGGACACGGGUUUGAUAAAGAUUUCAGUAAACCCCAUCUUGUUGACUCCCUAGCAGUUACUAAUGUGAGUUUUGUUGCUUGUGGUGAAUAUCAUACAUGUGCUAUAUCUACAUCUGGGGAUCUAUACACAUGGGGUGAUGGUACACAUAAUGCCGGAAUUCUAGGUCAUGGAACGGAUGUUUGCCACUGUAUACCGAAGAGGGUCAAUGGUCCUUUACAGGGACUUCAGGUUGUAUCUAUAGCAUGUGGCACAUGGCAUACGGCAUUGGUAACUUCCAACGGGAAACUUUUUACAUUUGGCGAUGGAAUGCUUGGUGUGUUGGGGCAUGGAGAUAGAGAGAGUGUGUCAUAUCCAAAGGAGGUACAAUUAUUGAGUGGACACAAGGCUUUUAAGGUUGCAUGUGGAUUGUGGCACACGGCAGCCAUUAUAGAGGUUAUGGAUCAAUCUGGUUCAAACACUCCUUCGUCAAGGAGGCUAUUCACAUGGGGUGAUGGUGAUCAAUAUCGUUUAGGUCAUGUUAACAAGGAAACCUGCCUUCAACCAACUUGUGUGGCUGCACUUGCUGAAUAUAAUUUUCAGCAGGUUGCAUGUGGACACAGUUUGACUGUUGCACUAACUGCAUCCGGUCAUGUUUUUACGAUGGGAAGCAUGGCAUACGGUCAACUUGGAAAUCCAAUGUCUGAUGGAAAAAUACCGAUUCUGGUUAGAGAUAGGUUAUUAGGCGAAUCCGUCGAGGAAAUAUCAUGCGGAGCACAUCAUGUUGCUGUAUUGACUUCAAGAAGUGAACUAUAUACUUGGGGAAGAGGUGCUAAUGGAAGGUUAGGACAUGGAGACAUAGAAGAUCAGAAAACUCCAACAUUGGUGGAAGCCUUGAAAGAAAGGCAUGUAAAGAAUAUCUCGUGUGGCGCAAACUUUACGACUUGUAUAUGCAUACAUAAAUGGGUUUCUGGCGCUGACCAAUCUGUUUGUUCCGGUUGUAGACAACCGUUUGGUUUUACUAGAAAAAGGCAUAACUGUUACCAUUGUGGAUUGGUGUAUUGUCAUCCUUGUAGUUCAAAAAAGGCACUGAGAGCAGCAUUAGCUCCAACACCUAGCAAACCACAUCGCGUUUGUGAUGCUUGUUAUGCUAAGCUUAAAGGUUCUGAGAGUAGUAAUGCUUCAAAUUUUAAUCGAGAUAUUACCCGUCCGUCUAGUUUGACGAACGGAAGGGAAAGAUUCGACAGGGGAGAGAUUAGGCCUUCAAGAACUCUCUUUUCUCCUGCCACAGGUCUAGCAAAAUACCUCGACAUAAGGAGUAAUAUGCAUGGAAGUAGUUCACAUGAAUCGUUUUCUGCAGCCAGAGAUGCUCAAGUUCCGUUAACUUUACAUUUGAAAGAUGUCAUAUUUCCAGGUUCAUCAAGUCCCAUGCAGAAUCCAUCUAGGCCUCUUAUUCAGCCGCAAAGUCAACCUCCAGCUCCACCUUCAUCAUCGGCUACUUCAAGACCAACCUCACCGUAUGCAAAAAGACCGCCUAGCCCAACACGUUCUAUCUCGCCUGGAUUUUCGAAAAGCCUUAUUGAUAAUUUAAAGAAGAAAAGUGAGCUUUUGAAUCAAGAAGUCUCAAAGUUGCAAAGUCAUAUUCGAAGUUUAAAGCAAAAGGGUGAAAUGCAAGAUAUGAAGAUUCAGGAGCUUCAGAAAAAUAUUGAGGAAGCCAAUCUAUUGGCUGGAGAUGAAUCAUCUAAGCAUAGAGAAGCAAAGGAAUACAUCAAGUUCAUGACAGAUGAGUUGGGGUGCGUGAUUGAGAAGUUGCCACCAGAGUUUCCUGGCAGUGAAAACUUGAGAGAGAUCCAUGCUCAUGCUCAAUAUUUACUGAAAGAAAAUGUAGAAUUUGAAUCUUCUUCCUUCCGACCGAGCUUCGAGUCCGAGCAACAAAACACACCUGAUAUACCAGCAUCAGGCAGCGACUCUUCAAACCUGCAAAAGCAAAGACUGGAAGAAAAUGAAGAAGUUUCUGAGCCUCUUCCAUCUAUUGAUGGAGAAAAUGGUGUUCAAGAAAGCAUCAGCUCAUAUAUAUCUAGUACAGGAGUGUCUUUGCCGAGCUUGGAAAAUAGUUCCAGAUCCCCCGAGUCUUACAGGCCUACGAGAGAAGGAGAAACAUCAAUCAUUGAACAAUUUGAACAUGGUGUUUAUGUCACACUCAUAGUAAUUCCUGGUGGCGGAAAAGUUUUCAAACGUGUUAGAUUCAGUAGGAGAAGAUUCAGUGAGCAACAAGCAGAAGAAUGGUGGAACAAUAACAAAGAUAGGUUGCUUAGGAAAUAUAGUCCAGCACCUAUAAAGAAUGCAGUUACUGGUUCAUCUGUGACUCCACCUAACGCUGAAUAAAAUAGUGAGGCAUUACCUUCUUCUUAAAUUUAUCUCUCAUGAUCUUGAAUGGAAGAAGAAUCAUCAAUCAAUCAAUCAAUCAAUCAAUCAGGUGUAGAGAAAUAUAAUUUAGGCAAGUUAGUGCAAAUUGUAUCUACACUAUGAAGCACUGACACAGACACAGGCAAUACACUGACACAUAGACACAAGUAAUAAUUUAUAAAAAUAAGAGUUAUUGAAUAUAAUCACACAUGUUGGACACUCACACAUGUUGGCCACCAGACACAACUUUUAUGUGAAGUGUCAGUGCUAUAUAAUUCUCCAAGAGUCUCGGGAAGACCUACAAUAGAAGAUAGAAUAUGUAGUAGGAAGAAUAUAAGGUUUAGAGGUAGAAAAUUGACUUUUGAUUUUUAACAUGUAUGAUCAUAUUCUUGUUCCUUCUUUCCUUGUAACUCUUUCACAUAACCCCUUUUAUUGGUAUUGUACAUUAUAUGUCUAAUUUAUCUCCUCUAA